CACAGAACUUUCCCAGAAAGAUGGAAAUAGUUUGUCAGCAUGUACGAUGUUUCGUAAGUUUUAUCACGGAUGAUUCCCUCAAACAUUGCGUUGGGUAGCAGAGGGAGUAAUAAAAACAACAAUACAAGGAUCGUGAAAUUAUGCGGAUAAUGUUUAACGUUCAAAAAUAUUUAUUACGCUUCACGAAUUUAAUAUACGUAUUGUGAUUUUUGUGAAACCAUUAACCAGCUCAUUUGUGACGUGUGCCAAAAUGGCAAUGGGUGACGACCGUAAGACAUGGGAGUUGGAGUUAGAAACAGCACUCCUAGAUGCGGAACCGCCUUCAGCUUCUGACAUAUAUGCCAUUUGCAAGGGUCAGUCAGUUCCUGCAGCAUACAGAGCAGAUGUGUGGCAGGCUUGUCUAGAUGUCACUGAUCGGGGGGAUCAACUAAUUCACUUUAACGAAGUAUUUGAUCUUCCUGAGCAAAACAUACUUCGAGAAGAUUGUCAACAACUAGUCGCUAAACUCGGUAACGAUGAUGAAGACAAGGUAUCCGUUGUUUCUGACCUAGAAUCAAUUUUAACAUUUUACUGCAAGAGUAGAGGGAAACAUUAUGAAAGAGGCAAUGGAUGGCUUGAGCUUUUGGGCCCUUUAAUUGCUUUGAAAUUGCCCCGUGCUGCUACAUAUAAUUUAUUUGAGGCCAUAAGGGACGUUUAUAUUCCAAGAGGCACUACGCACAGUUCUGUAUUACGACUAUUGUUGUUAUAUCAUGAGCCAGAGUUAUGUUCUUUUUUGGACACGAAACGAGUAUCUCCGGAUCAGUAUGCCAAGGGAUGGGUAAACACCUUAUUUGCAGGCGUCUGUUCAUUACCAGCAAUUCAUACUAUGUGGGAUCUUUACUUCAUGCAAACUGAUCCCUUCUUCAUGAUGUUCCUCUCGCUCAUUAUGGUGAUCAACGGCAGGGAACAAAUUUUGGCCAUGAAGGAUGACGAUAAGGAAACCAUAAUAGAAGCUCUGUCUGCGUUUCCUUGCGCCUUGGAAGCGGAUGACGUGACUGAUUUCUGUUCACUAGCAGAGUACUAUGCUAUGAAGACACCAUCUUCCUUUAAACAAGACCUAUAUACUGUAAUGUUUGGCGAGGGAGGUGAUGAAAAAUUUAUUUCACACGCCUUGUGCCUGCCAGUAUCAGCUCAAGAAUUAGUCGAGAAUGCUGUCGAAGUUCCGCCUUCCCGUAAUGGUCCCAUCGAGUCUGUUCGAUUUUUCUUAGUUGAUUGUAGACCCGCAGAGCAAUACAACGCUGGCCAUUUACCAACUGCCUUCCAUUUGGACUGUAACUUGAUGCUGCAAGAACCUGCUUCAUUUGCAACUGCAGUUCAAGCCUUAUUGCAAGCUCAACGUCAGGCCUUAGCUGUUGGGUCGCAAGCUGGUGGCGAACAUCUCUGCUUCCUUGGCAGUGGUCGCCAGGAAGAAGAUCGCUAUACUCACAUGGUUGUGGCUUCAUUUUUACAGAAACAUACCCAGUACGUCAGUAUGGUCAGCUCAGGAUAUCAAGCUAUUCAUGAAUAUUUUGGUGACGAGGUUGUGUCUAAUCUUGUGGAUCACAAUUCUCAACACUGUCUAGUGUGUAACGCUAACAUGUCGGAGGAAAACUCAAAUGAUGCUAGUCCGGCUAAAGUCAGAAAUAAUAAUUCUGAUCUCUUUGGAAAAAUUGGUUUGGCAAUGAAGUUAAAAAGUCAAGAGGUCAAAGGAAAGUUGUUUGAUUAUAUCGUGAACCCUUCGGCAAGUGCCAACGGCAAUACAGUUGGAAGAGCAAAUAAAGAAACAGAUUACAAUAAAGCACAGCAGAGUACAGGACCUGUGUUUAGUAUAGAUGAGGAUCAAGAUCCAGACAUGACUAUGACCAAUGAUGAGAGUGAAGAACCUGUUGAAGUUGUAUCCAUUCAACAAUGGUUAAAAGAUCCAAAAUUAUUACAUUCCUUUAAAUGUCAAGAGGUCAAAGUCAACGGCUACGUUCACGACAGUCAACUCUUGGUAACGGAUACCCAACUAAUUGUGUUACGUGAGAUUCCAUCAAGGAAAGGAGCAGCUCACGUAAUCGUAAUGCGGCCAUUAUCUAGUAUUGUUAAAAUUACUUCAAGAAAACGUCAUCCUAACCUAAUUACCUUUAAAUACGGUACAACGCAAAACGAUACGCUUCACGUAACUGAUAUGGACAGGUUUCUUAUUCCCAAUGCAAGCGAGGCGACUAAACUCAUCUCCCAGCAAAUAUUGAUACAAUUGAAUGCCUCUCAUUAAUAGUUUGAAAAUUAUAUUAGCAGAGUAUCGUAUGAUGCAAGAACACGGUGGGUGGAUUCUGUUGUUUUUGGUAUGACUAUGGUAUAAUCACUUACCGUACAUGCACAAGAGCUUCAAAGAAAGAUAAUACUUUCUAUUUAUUUAUUUCUAUGUAACAAAAUCUUUUUCGUUACCUUAGAGCAAAACUAAAUCUAAAGUGAUUCGGUGUUAUACGUCCAUUACUAAAUAUGAGGCAAUGCAUUAACAAGUUCAAUAAAACCACUGAACAGAUGUAAAAAAUAAUUUUUAAACUUCGCUCUUACAUUUCAAUUGAUUGAAAUGUAAGUAAUAAUGUCGAUACUUAGUAGCGGUAAUAUAUUGGAUCCUGAUACAAAAUUAGCUAAUCAUAUGAAAAUCGUGUAUACGGAAUGUUUAAUUAAUUAUAAUAAUUAAUUGAACUAUAGAUAAUUCGCUUUCAAGAUUUCACGGACAAAACUUUCCCACCGUAUACAAUUAUUUGUUAUGUAAUAACAAAUAGAAAUUCAAAGAGAAGCUACAACGUGGUGCCAUUAAUAACUUCUGUAUUAUCAGUAGACGCAAUCGACAGUCAUGAUUGAACAGAACAAAAUUAAUUUUUGCAUUGAAUUUUAAAGGACCACUAGCAGUAUUCACUUAAUCAUUUAAUAGAAGACUACAUUUUUGUUUAAAUUUAGUUUGAAAAUGAUAAUGAACAAGUAACUAAUUGUUGCUGUAUCAACCGGUGUAUCUACUGCACUGCCUGUACUAGCCAUUUGUAAAGUUUCUAAAAUUAUAUUGUUCCAUCAAACACGUGCUGUGUUGUAAUCAUUAUUGAUACUUGUCAAUAUAUAAAAUAGUUUAUCACUAACGCCACUCUGCAUCGUGUGUGUUAAAUUUUUGUGUAAUUUAAAAUUUUAUAUAAAAACUCUGUCGUUAAUGAAUAUAAUAGUACUAGAAUAAUAAGGAUUUUACAAGAUUUUGGAGUACCAUAUAUUUCAACAAUUUUCUGGCACUAAUAUUUGCCGAAUUACACCCAAUAGAAAAACUUUAUACUUAGCAAAUGAUAGAGAUUAGAAAAGGAACUUUUUUAGUGAUGUAAUAUUAGAUAAACACUUUGAGUAGCUUGAAAAUUCUUUAAAUAUUGUUAUGCUACUAUGUGAUAAAAUGCAAAGCACCAAAUUCUUUGAAGACCUUAGAAUUUCAUGUUCAUUCAUAUUUCCGAUAAUUGAAUACGAAUAGCUCUGUUAUUGCAGCUUUCACUAAUUACAUUUUAGGCAUUGCCAUGUGAUAGCAGUAUUGAAACAGUGAGCCUUGUCUUCUAGCUCCAAUAAAAACCAAAUACACCAAUUUCAGGGUGAAAAAGAGAAAAGCGACAUUCGUUAGAUAUUCGCACGAAACUUUCUUUACUGUGAAAGAGAUUUUAUAAGUCUUGUAACAUAUUAAUAUAUAAUAUUAUAUAUAUAUAAACAUCCUGAAAACAUAAUAUAAUAACAAAUCACGUACGAAAUAACAAAAGAGAUAUACGUCACCUGUAAUAAAUUAACUUACAAUUAGUGUAUGUUUUGGAUUUAUGUACAUAAUGGGAAUAGAUGUAAUAUAAUAGAUGAUCCGAAAUAAUCUAUUGUUAAAUUAAUUAUGAUUAAUCCUAUUGAUUUUGAAGUAUAAUUCACUUAAUGAUGCUAACGUCUGCAUUGUAAUAAAUUGUGCCACUUUGUUA
Molecule: messenger RNA, 3989 nt
Organism: Cephus cinctus (wheat stem sawfly)
Lineage: Eukaryota; Metazoa; Arthropoda; Insecta; Hymenoptera; Cephidae
Gene: TBC1D23
Product: TBC1 domain family member 23
Exons: 9
Coding region: 251-2275 (674 amino acids)
Biological process (GO): retrograde transport, endosome to Golgi
Cellular component (GO): trans-Golgi network
Source: RefSeq, a predicted model, not a curated record